Messenger RNA from Microthlaspi erraticum, 789 nucleotides. The record is from the annotation of a GenBank genome assembly. Lineage: Eukaryota; Viridiplantae; Streptophyta; Magnoliopsida; Brassicales; Brassicaceae.
AUGUCAGAACAUGUUAUGAGGAAAAGUGGUGUUCAUGGUUAUGAAGGAGCCUGGUUAAGUCGUUGGACUCAGAGUGGCGGUAGAUUCGAAUUACAGGCUCAUCAUAGUAACCGAAAUGCCAAGUGCUCUACGAUUAUUAACUUGCAAGAAGAUGGUCAUCAACUAUCGAAAGGUUCCACAAGUUCCAUGAAACUAAAAGGAAAAAUCUUGAGUGGGUGUCUUGAUCUAUCUCCUAAUCCUGACCUGAACAAAAGACCGCUUAUUGUUGGGGACAGAGGAAAUUCCAUAGAUGGGGAAGAAGGAGAAACAAGCAGCUCAGCUACUAAGAGUAUGGAUGCGAAAGACUUUCUAAGCGACAACACCAACAUGUUCAAAGAGGGUAAGCGUAUACGUUUGGACCCUGAAACCACCGACAGUAGAUCAAAUGUCAAACGUCUCAAGUCAAAUGCCUUGGAUGAUUAUACCGGAAAUGAAACCAAGAGCAUGAUUGUUGUCAAAGGACCAUCAGGGGAGAAGGUGAGCUACUUCUUCCACAGAAUCUUGAAAUGUGAAAUCAACAAACCCUUCCGGCCACAGAUCAAAAGUCUGAACAUGGGAAGAGGAGAAGAAGAAAAAGAGAAUGUAAUGCUUCACCCAUGGAUUCAGAGAUGGUCUGGGAAAAAAGCUGCAGAGACUCAUGUGCAAGGAGGUGAUCGAAAGGGCACCGUGCUAGAGAAGCAGUUUCCAAGUGUUGCAGCAAUGGCAUUGAUGGGGAAGGCUCUCAGAAGGUUCAAACCUGAGUGGUCUUAG